This is a messenger RNA of Soboliphyme baturini, 572 nucleotides long. The record is from the annotation of a GenBank genome assembly. Lineage: Eukaryota; Metazoa; Nematoda; Enoplea; Dioctophymatida; Soboliphymatidae.
AUGGAGUGUGACAUUGUUGGUCCUCAUUUGAACUCCUUCAACUGGUUGUUGGAAGAUGGUUUCGAUGCCGCAGUGCAGGAUUUGCCUCCAUUCGAGGCAGAGACGAACGAUGGCAGACGACUGUCCAUUGAAAUUUCGAAUCCAGUUGUUGGGUAUCCAAGCCUUUCCGGAGAAGGGCAAACGGUUUCAAGUGUCAAACUCUACCCCAUUGAGGUUUUUCCUCAGUGUCGUCAACGUGGUCUGACUUACAAAGCCAGGGUUACGGCUUCGAUAAACUUGGCGCUCGACGGAGUAAUGGUUGAUAAAUUGGAAUCUGUGACUAUCGGUGAGAUUCCAAUAAUGGUGAAGUCAAAAAGAUGCCAUUUGCAAAAUUUCACUCCGAAGCAGCUGAUUGCCAAGGGCGAAGAAGAAAGCGAGUUGGGCGGCUACUUUAUCAUUGGUGGUUUAGAGAAAAUUGUGAGGCUGCAUAUUGUGCCAAGACGAAAUUUCGCGUUGUUCGAUUGUCCAGACAGAUUCCUCUACGAAACGCUGAUCAGAGGGAAAGAACAUGACGAGUUCUGGAAAGGGUAAGA